This is a messenger RNA of Astrephomene gubernaculifera, 8787 nucleotides long. NCBI's taxonomy places the organism in Eukaryota, Viridiplantae, Chlorophyta, Chlorophyceae, Chlamydomonadales, Astrephomenaceae. The record is from the annotation of a GenBank genome assembly.
ACCUGUCAGUACACACCGGUCCGGGCGUCAACGUAGAUCAUACAAUUCGUGUAUCCAACGAUGUGACUAGGGCGUCGUUACCAACUACUCAAAUAUCUUUACAAUGUUACCCCUUCCAUUGGCGAUUACUUCACAACAGAAACUCAUACUGUCCUCUUUAUUUGGGGUCUGCCAGCGGCACGGAGUGGCAGCCAUGUUGGCAGCACAGCAUUUUCAUACGAGUAGUCAGCGCAGCUGCACCAGCGGCUCCGUGUUGCUUGGAUCAGUAGCUCCGUCGUCGGAUCGCCUUAGAAAUGCAAAAUACUUCUUGCGCAAGAGCACAGGGUUACCCAUGCUUUGUGGUCAGCGACGCUUACUGAACAACCGGGCUCCCCUCCACACCUGCUCAGCCGCCGCAGCAGCAGCAAUGCCAUCGCCCGGGGACUCCGACCGCAACCGUGACAGCAGCAACCCCACCAGCAGCAGCCAUAGCCCCUUUACCCCCAGUAGCAGCCAUAGCAGCAGCAGCAGCAGCGCAGGGCACCGCGGCCCCUUCAGCUUCCUGAGCUGGGGCCGCAGCAUUAGAAGCCAUGCCAGCAGCAGCAGCAGCAGCAGCAGCAGCAGCAGCAGUGGUCAGGGCACUGCCAACUCGGCGCGUGCGGGUGCGGGUGCGGGUGCGGCCCCUAGCGGCGCCGGCUGCGGACCCAGCAGCAGCAGGAGUAGCAGCACCGGCGCCCACUCCUCCUCCUCCCCCUCCGCUGCUGCCGCUACUGGGGAGCUGGCGGCUCAGCGACACGAGGACGAGCUGCACACGCUAAACGUUGCCAUCAUGGUGAACGUUGUGAUCCUGGCCGCCAAGCUGUGGGUGCACAUGCUGAGCGGCAGCAGCGCCAUGCUGGCGGAGGCGCUGCACUCGGGGGCGGAUGUGCUCAACCAGACGCUGCUUCGCAUCGGGCUGCUGGCCGCCCAGAAGGGCCCCUCCGAGAUGCACCCGUACGGCCACGCGCGCGACCGCUUCAUUUGGAGCCUCAUCUCCGCAGUGGGCAUAUUCUUCCUGGGGGCGGGCGCUUCCUUCAUCCACGGGCUGCACACGCUGCUGGAGCACCGCGAGCUGGAGGGGCUGGGCUGGAGCUACGCGGUCCUGCUGCUGUCCGGUCUGCUGGAGGGCUACUCGCUGUGGGUCGCCAGCCGGGUGGUGGUGGCGGGGGCGGCGGCGCGGCGCAUGGGGCUGCUGGCCUACGUGCGCAGCGGGCGGGACCCCACCACGGUGGCGGUGCUGCUGGAGGAUGGGGGCGCGGUGCUGGGGCUGGCCAUUGCGGGCGUCUGUACGGCACUCACCCACGCGACGGGUAACGCCAUGUGGGAUGCGGCGGGGUCCAUAAUGGUGGGUGUGUUGCUGGGCGGCAUCGCCUCCUUCCUGGUGGCCAAGAACCGGCAGCUGCUCAUCGGGAGGUCCAUGGCGCCCGCGGAUGUGGCGGUGGUGCAGUCGCUGCUCCGCGCCGACCCGGUGGUGUCGCACGUGGCCGACAGCAAGACGGAGGAGAUCGGACCCGGCAUGUACCGCUUCCAGGCAGAGGUGGCGUGGGACGGGGACAAGCUGGUGCAGCGGUACCUCAACAGGUGCGGCGGCGAGCGGCUGCUGCGGCGGCUGCAGUCUGCUGCCGCACGCGGCGACCGACCCGAGCUGGAGAAGCUGGUGCGCAACUACGGGCGCGACCUCAUCUCCGCGGUGGGGGUGGAGGUGGACCGAAUCGAGGUGGAGAUCCAGAAGGUCAACCCCGGCAUCCUGUACGUAGACCUUGAAACGGAUCGCGGCAGGAACUACGCGCAGCGGCGAAACGGACUGGCGUUGGGGGUGGGUGGAAGCGGAGCAGGAGGUGGAGGGGGAACAGGAGGUGGGGGUAGCAUGGGGGUGGCAGCGCCGCCGGUGAAUGAGCUGUUGUACAAUUGUUGGCAGGAUGAGGAGGAGUGCUUUGCGGAUUUCAGUGAGGAGGGCGCCCAGGGUACAUCGACGUCGACCUCGGCGGCUUUGGUGAAGGCGGGUACAACGGCAGCAGCGCCGCCGGCUGCGGCGAGCUCAGAAUGGGUGCCGAAUGGGUCACCACGACAGCAGCCGCCACAGCAGCCGGCUGCGGUGGAGCAGGUGGAGGAGGCUGGCGGGGCGAAGGGCGACUGCGGCUGCAGCAGGGGCUGCGGUGGCGGUGGCGACACCGCUGCUGCUGCCAACGCUGCUGCUGCCAGCGCUGCGCCGGCGGCGGCUCCACUUGAGCUCGACCUGACUCGCCAGGAGCAGCAGGAGACAGCAGAGGCGGGCAGGUGGGGGGCAGGAGCGAGCAGCGGCAGCAGUGGUAGUAGUGGUGGAGGCAGGGGCAGCGGAGGGGAUCCUGGUGAUGCUGCUGCUGCUGCUAAGGAGGCGGGGACGGUGGCAGUGGGGACGGUGACGGGUUCCGGGAAAUUACGGUAGCUUGGGGCCCUGUGUGCUUGGGCCUUGCUGUUGUGGGCUGUGAGGCUUUACUUGCGUUGCUGGCGCAGCUAAGCGGGGUGUGUGGAAGGAUGGGGAGGACUUGGGGUGGUGUGGUGAAUUACGGGUGUGUGGGGAUCCGUGCCCUUGAAGGUGCCGUAGGGAGGUAAGAAGGGGAUGGGCGCUUUGCUGGAGGGAAGAAGAACUGGGCCUAGCAGCUAAGGCGGCUUGCACACUAUGUCCAGGACUGUCCAGGAUUCGGGAAUCGGUUGGGAUGUAGCGGUGUUGCUCAUUUGCAUUGUGUAAGGGACCCAUAUUGGGGUGCUGUGAUGUACCGGUACUGCAAUGUCGGCCGCACGUGUAGAUUCCGUAUGUGUGUACUGCACUGUACGUUAGAUUCAUGAUGGAUGUGGAUGGAUUGGAUUGAGUAGCCUUUUGUGUGUUUGUGGUUGCAGUGGAUCUUACGAUGUACCAAUGCCUCCUAAAGUGCGUGUUGUACCUUUCUUGCACGUGUACGAUAAGCUUGCGGUUGCUGCUCUUGUAGUUGCUCUUGCUAUUAUUGCUGCUUGCAAAGUGCGUUCGUUUUCAGCAGUUUCGUUUGUUGCAACUGUUAGUCGGGUGUUGUGAGGUAGUCUUCUUGGUCGGUGUGUACAGUUUGUCUUUCGGGUGUAGCCGUGUCGUUAGAAGGGCGUAGAUGUUAAGUGUUGAUUUGGGUAAUAACCCUAGCGCCUGGGUGCUGGGGCUGCAGAUUUUAGCACUGCUAGGACUGGGUUGAGUGUUCAACGCCGGUUCAGUGCGUAAUAAGUUGGGGGUCCAGCCAAGGCCGACACUGGCUCACCCUUCGUCGCAUGCAGCAGCGAACUGCUGCAUAGCAUAGGUGGCGUGAGGCGAGGAGGGCAAGCCAUUUGAAGGGCUUUAGUUUCAUUCUUGCCAUACAUUCCACAGUAAACGAAAGGUUGCUGGGUAGGCUGUCGGGGAGUGGACCUGGGGUGGACAUGGGGCGGGUGAAGGACAUUCGUCGCUUCAUCCGUCUGGCAUGAAAUGUUAUGAACUUCCUUGGUCAUCUAUAUCGUACUGCCUUGUCAGGCAAGGUUGUUACAUUGUCACACGCUGAGCCAGGAGUUAAGGGCAGCAGCGGUCGACACGCCCUCGCUACACCCUACCUGAAUCUCUCUUAAGGUGGGCAGCCAACGGUUAUGAAUAAGCUAGGGCAUACAUAACGUAUUCUAGCACCGUCGACACGCAAAACGGCUGGGUGAAAGAGGCUGCCUUCCCCUCAACCGUACGGCGUUAACCUGAAACCUGUAAUCUACAGUCGCGCUCUACAGUCCGCACAUACUCUCCCUCUUGACAACAUAUUUAUUGAUGUGAAGACCCCUUUAGCCAUGACUGUAUCGUCCACUGUUCCUUCUAUAUACUGAUGAGCUGCAAGCUUUGACCACGAACGUUCACGCAACCCAGUGCUGCGGCCUAACACCUAAGCGAGUAAUAGAGACUAUGGUUACUGUUGAAGAAUCUAGGCAAAAAGCGCAAAGAAUGCUCUUACCUCCAAACAUUACCCCCGAUGCCGAGCACGGCAACGUCCAGGGCGCUAGCUGCGCAAGCUCUGACGCUUCCGCAUCUUUAGAUGACGAGGAUGAAAGCGAAAGCGGCAGCGAGGACUCCUGCCGCCCAGCACGCAGGGGUAGUUCACGCCGGGCAGCAGGCAAGUCAUCGCGGAAGCGGCGGAAGCGUCCAGAGUGGACCCGCGAAGAGGAGGAAACUCUAGCUAAAGUACACUGCAGUGUGGGCAACCAGUGGUCGACAAUUGCUGCUCGUCUUCCAGGGAGGACAGCUAACGAAGUGAAGAACAUAUGGCAUAGCACCUUGCGCUCGAAGCAGCUCAAGGUUCGUUCGCUCUUGCGUGCCUACGCCAGGGCCUUGCGAGGCCGGUGGGACGACAGUGAGGCACGUCAGGAGGCCUACAACGCGGCGGUAGAGAUGCAUAGCACCGAUGGCGAUGCCAGCGCUGCCUCCAGAGAUGUGCAGGGCACGGAGGGAGCUUCAACUGCCACGACCGCCGUCGCUGCUGCCGCCAAGCCGUCGCUGUUGCCAUCGCAACCCGAGGGCCCGCACUCGAGCCAGGGUGGCCUCAGCACCAAGGGAGCGCCCCCACCACCCAUGCGGCACCCUCAUCCCAGCCUACACCAGCAGCAGCAAAUACCGACAACGGCCGCCGCCGUCAUCACUCAGAGAAUGACUUCCACCUCCUGGCCCUCUGCGCCGUCCUUACCAGCAGGCACCACCGCCGCUGCCGCUGGCGCUGCUACGUUCGGCGGAGUGCCGGCCAUCGCAGUCGCACUUCCCUCCACUGCCGCUGCUGCUGUCGCGGCCAUCGCCACCGACUCAGGACCGGCAGCAGCAGGGCUCGGCUCCGUUGUGACGCCCGUUUCGACCGCUGUGCCUGCUGCCGCCGCUGCUCUCCACAACGCCACCGCGAUUCCUACCGAGCCCAGGCCAACACCGCCCCAUUCGAGCACUUCGCCGGGUGGCCCAGCACCCGCGACGUCAACACGGCACCACCCGUCUUCACCCGCGCAACACCAAGCAUCUCCAUCGCGCUGCAUGAAGCGUUCACCGCAAAGGUUGCACCAACCGCACAAGGAGAGCCCGCUAAAACGCAUUAAGGCGGAGCCGGGCCUGCCCGUGUCUUCCCACCAGAGCGGCCAGCAGCAGCCCCAGCAGGUGCUGUGUGUAGACAGCGCGGCCAACUGGUUUGGCCGGAUGGACCCUUCUGUCAUGAUGUUGCUGCAGGACGAGGGCGACGACGAGGCGGGAGGCGGCAACACGGCCAAGUGCAGGACGGAGGCAGCUCGCCCAGCAGCGGCGGCAGAUCACGGUGUCAAGCCUGCCGCUUUCGUUGCGGCUGCAGAAGCAGCGCCGAUGGUGCUGGCUGGCCGUGACCCCGCAGACUCGAACAGCAGCAGUCUUGAGAUGCUUGGCCUCGAGGGUGUGGACUGCUGCUACCUGCUACCUCCUGUUUCGGGUGGUGGUAGUGGCGAUGGUGAUGCGGCCCUUGAUAAGGCGGGUGGCAGCGGACGAAGCAGCGAGAGCGAGGUGCACGGCGGCGACAUCUUGGAUGUUAUGCGAGACAUGGGUAGCGGGGCUUUGGCGGUUGCGGUUCGCAUGGGUACCGACGGCAGACACCUCUCGUACCGGCAGCAACAACAGCAGGAUCACCACGGCUACCAUCAGCAGCAGCCGUCCUCAGCACUCGCCACCUUCACACCACGAGAAGUUGCGGUGGCACCUACCACGAUGCUCGUGUCAGAUCCCAUGAGCGGUGCUUGGAGCUGCACGGCUGGCGUCAACAACCACAAGAACCACAUCCGCCACAACUCCUGUAACAGCACCGCCGGAGGAUUUCACCACACCGUUCGGGCGAGGUUCUCCUCGCCGACCUUCUGCGAUCUGGGCCCUCCGCCGGCCACCGCCACCGCGCAUGCGGCCACCAACAACGGCCACCGCCAAGGGAUGUUCGACGCAGUACCACCACCGGCCGCGGCAUCGGCAGGACCCACGGGUCGCCUGCCGUCGGCUGUUUGCAACGAAGCAGCGCACGGCACGUCAUCCUACCUUAGCGAUGCCGUCGCUCCGCCGCAGGUCAACAUAGACCCGCAGUACAUGCAAUCUCAACAGCAGCAACAACAGUGGUGGGGGCCGCAAGGGCCGCAGCAAGAGGCUCAGGCUCGAGCGGUGCAUGCGGGCGCUCUGGCGGCGGGCGGCCACAUGAUGGUGCCGGUCAGCCCUGUGCUACCCCAAGGCGUGGACACACCCCGGUACAUGGACCCUUCCUCCAACCAGCCGGCCUUUGCCUUCCCGUCGCACAUGCCGCCACCGCCGGCAGUGCAAUACCCGUCGCAGUAUCCACCUGCGCAGCACCAUUUGAUGCAGCAGCACCCGUCGCAACAGGAGCAGCUGCAACGCACGUGGAGGUAUCCGUGGGGUUACGCACAACAACCGGACCAACAGCCACAUCCGUCUCAAUCAUCGCCGCAGCACCACCCGCAACUGCUCCGCCACCAACAGAUGCUGCAGGCACCGCUACCUCACCAACAGCACCCGCAGCAGCCCCAGACCCAGCAGCAGGAAUCGCAGCACCCGUACAUGUCUCAACAGGAGCCGGAACAGCAGCAGCAGCUGCUGCCAGCAGUACCCUAUCAGGAAGGGUGCCGGCAGCAAGAACAGGAGCAACACCACCAAGAACAACAACUACUGAAGCAAGAAGAACAGGUCCAGCAGACACCCCAGCGGCCACACCAUGAGGCAAGGGAGUUUGCAACGUCGCCGGCGCCCUUGACGGACGUGUUCACCAUGGGGCUCGGCGCACUGCAAGACCCGCAGCUGCUCUGGUGCGUUGCAGAGCCGCAGACGUGGCUGGCGUGUGGCCCGCCCAACACAGUCUAGAGCAGCUGGCUGCGUGUUGAGGCGGCGGCGACGGCGUCAUAAGCAGGGAGUGCGAGCUUACUUGGGUUGUAUUAUUGUGUACGUGGGUGCGGUGGUUCCGUAAGGCUAUUCAUUUGUGGAUUGAGUACCAUGCACGCAUGCGUCCAUCCGUCCGUCUCUGACAUGCAAUGGGAUCUCCUUACGUCAACAUGUCUUUGUAUGCUAGCACCGCCUCAGUCAUUACAGAGGACCUUGAGGCGCAGACACCUCGUGUGUCUUUGCGGCUUUAGAGAGAGCUUCUUAUCUUUACUGUAGGUAGUCUUUAGUGGUGGUGGUGGUGACGUGCGUUAUGGAGCAUGCUGUUAGCUUACCUCAGCUCUUGUCUACAUCUCUUUUUCUCCCCUCUAGUAGGAGCUUUCCUUCGUUUUCGGCUUGGAGGUUCAGAGGUUACAUUUUUACGGCACGUGCGUGCGUCAUGUCUUGCAUCAACUCUUGUUGCGCUAUUAUAUAUUGUUACAUUGUGCUUCUCUGUUGCUUAGCCAGGUAUGUAGGGAAAGCAUGCAGGCAGGCAGAGGGAGGCCCAGGGGGCAGUUAAGCAGGCUGGUUAGUAGCUGAGGCAUGCAGGAAGCCGGCAGGUGAGAGUGGAUGUAGGCAGGAAAGCCUCCGCUCUGAAACAGUUCAGCUGUUCGUGGGAGCCAUGUGCAGGAAGGGGGGGUCGUGGGGAGAUGUCGUCCGUGGGGCAUGCUACAGCGCGGUUACGAACUGAGGCAUUCGUAGGGAUGCAGGCAGGCAGGAUAUAAGGUUGUGUAGGCAGGACAAGGCAGGUGCUAUGUAUAUUUAUCUUAGGGAAGGGUUCAGGCAGGGUUGAGGCUGCUCUUGCGAAAAAGGAUUGUGUAUAGCAAAGAGUUUAGAGGACAGCCACAGGUCUAGACGUAGCAGACGUACUAGAGCAUAUUUCUUUGUGUCGCAAUGUACUAUCGCUGUGGUCCUCUUCUCGUGACUUCGCAUGCAUUUGGUUCUUCACCUUUUUUGUAGUGACUGCGGUUGUGCACGCGAUCCUUCCUACUAUUUAAAGUUUGGAUGAAUGAAUGGCCGUUACCGUUUGUAUUGCUGGAUGCUGAAAUCGUGGUGAACGUGGUGGAUACCUCUUAUAACGUUGGCAUGUACAGUUCCACGGCCCCUAAGUCUCUUGGUUUCUUCUGGUUGAGUUAGGCGGGUACUGAAAGGUGCCUCUUCUUGCAUCAUCACGCUGUGUGGCCAUCUCUCAGGUUUCCGUCUUCUCUCCUGUGUGUUGUCCAGGCGCAUUUGGUGUACCUCGUGAUCUUCCUUCCCUUUGGCGGUGCUACUUGUUGUGCAUGUUGUUCCUCACCUGCGUGCACGAUUUGUUUUCCUGUUUUGCGUGCACGUUCCUUGGUUACGGUUGUAGCUUUGGCUGUGGCUGUAGCCUCGAUGUCCAGGCUAGCUGUAUACGGCCCCUUGCAAGGGUGCCUUUGCCCUUUCUUCUUACCUCGUUUACCUUGCUUAGUUUGCGCAUUGCCAAAAGCAGUGUCUUGCCUUUCUCUCAGACUCUUUGAGGCAACAUGUUUGCUUUGUACGUCCGAAUGAAGGCAAUUGCGGUUCGGGGCUGGUGGCUACCAGGAAGGAUGGUCGGGGGCUACUCACAACUAUUUGGCCGCAUGGCCACUGGUUACCUUCAAGCCGUAGAAUAUCGGGGGCACCUGUCUCUCCCGAGCAGCUCGUUCCAGCUAUCCUACUUAUCAUGCGUCCUUCGUUUUUACGCGUAUUGCAUUUAAAGCCUCCAUGGAGUGAUGUCGUUUGGUGUGUAUUGCGUCUUGGUGGGUUGAGUGACCCAUGGGUCUGAAUGGCGGUACCGUGACGAAACUGUCCACUAUCAGUGUAUACUCGAUGUAUCUUGCUUGGCC